This is a messenger RNA of Nomascus leucogenys (northern white-cheeked gibbon), 1902 nucleotides long. RefSeq names its product odontogenesis associated phosphoprotein (gene ODAPH). The record is from RefSeq and is a predicted model, not a curated record. Gene Ontology annotation, biological process: positive regulation of enamel mineralization. NCBI's taxonomy places the organism in Eukaryota, Metazoa, Chordata, Mammalia, Primates, Hylobatidae.
GGCUGCUGGUGACUCACCAACUGCCCUUUAAAGCAACAUCGGGUUCAACGCAGUGACUGCUCAGUAGAAGCCAUGGCUCACAGACACCGCUUCUCCUACUGGUUACUGGUAUGCUGGUUGGUGGUAACUGUGGCAGAAGGACAAGAAGAGGUAUUUACCCCUCCUGGAGACUCACAAAAUAACGCAGACGCUACCGACUGCCAGAUUUUUACACUCACCCCUCCACCCGCCCGGAGGAGUCCGGUCACAACGUUCCAGCCCAUCACAAAGACACCCAGGUGUCCCUUCCAUUUUUUUCCACGAAGGCCCAGAAUCCAUUUUAGGUUUCCAAACAGACCUUUCCUCCCUUCAAGGUGUAACCACCGUUUUCCAUUCCCGUCAUUUUAUUGGCCACACCGUCACCUUACUUACAGAUAUUUCCCCAGAAGAAGACUCCAGAGAGGAAGCUCAUCUGAGGAAAGCUGAGAGGGAAGAGAAACCCAAACAUGCUGAAGCAAAAAAAAGCCUAUCCUUCAGAAAAAAGCAACAAAAAGAUUUCUGUUUUAUCUUUUGAAACUAAAACUAUUGGAUUUGAAGAUUAAGUUUCCUAAACACCACUGACUAGAAACUGUUCUCUUUGUUAGCAGUGAAGAUAUUGGAUCAUAGGUUAUUGAUGUUUGCAAAAUUGGACAAUAACCACGUUAUUUUUAUCCUCAGCCUCUUAUGGUCACAGGAUAUUUAUGCAAAUAAAAUCUUUAAAUGGGUGGCUCUAGUAAUUCCUAUCCAUACUAAGAUGCUGAAAGAAUCCAUCUCCUCCUCUAAAUUAAACAGGAUUUAAAUAAAUUGAGAUCAUUACAAACCACAUGAAGACACUGAUGACACCGUUUUUAUACUCAUUGGAAAACGUACAGAGCAAGGUGCAUUGUCAAAGUAAACUUUAAAAGAAAUUAUAAAGCUUAAAGCAAUUAAAAAGUUAUGAGGAGUCUGACUGUAGAUAAUACUUUAAAGAUAUAAACUGACUUGUCUAACCCAAAUAACAAUUAUUAUUAUUAUUUUCUUGGAGACAGAGUUUCACUCUUGCUGCCCAGGCUGGAGUGUAGUGGUGCUAUCUCGGCUCACUGCAACUUCUGCCUCCUGGGUUCAAGCAAUUCUCCUGCCUCAGCCUCCCAAGUAGCUGGGAUUAUAGGCACCCGCUACCACGCCUAGCCAAUUUUUUGUAAUUUUAGUAGAGAUGGGGUUUCACCAUGUUGGCCAGGCUGGUCUCGAACUCCUGACCUCAGGUGAUCCACCCACCUCGGCCUCCCAGAGUGCUGGGAUUACAGGCGUGAGCCACUGCGCCCAGCCCCAAAUGAUUACUUUUAAACUAUAGUAUCUAAAUUUACUUUAAUGUUGACUUCAACUGAUGCAAAUUAAUUGGAUAAUUUUCUCACUGUUUCCCGUUAUCAUUACAUAGAUGCUGGCUAAAAUGAUAUACUUCCUCUCAAACUUUUAAUGUAAUUCCAGGUUCAAAAAGCCUGAUUAAACUGCUACAAGAAUAUUCUGGUACCUCUAGAACUCUACAGACAUAAGUUCCCUCAACUCUUGGAACCUUGUAUUCUCAGGGUGCAAUAUAAGAAACAAAUCCCACAGAUUGCAUUCCUUGGUUAUUUGUUUUGGCCACUCUGUGAAACACAUCUUCCUGUUUAUGCCGCUUAUCUUGCCUGUAACAUAAGAACUUUAGUUCUGCAUAUGUGGUCAGUGGCUUGCACUUUUUCCUCCCAAGAUCUACAUGCAAAAGUUGCUGUUACUGCUGCUGCUACAAAAACAGAAAAAAAAAAAUCAGGACGAAGACAGGAAAGGACUUUGGGAAUGGUUGCCCUGAAAAAGGAAAGAGAGAUAAAAUCAUCAUGCUAUGUUUCUUUGCUUUAUUAAAAUGAUCAAAAA